Molecule: messenger RNA, 2994 nt
Organism: Neocloeon triangulifer
Lineage: Eukaryota; Metazoa; Arthropoda; Insecta; Ephemeroptera; Baetidae
Gene: DNApol-eta
Product: DNA polymerase eta
Exons: 8
Coding region: 343-2154 (603 amino acids)
Biological process (GO): response to radiation; error-prone translesion synthesis
Cellular component (GO): replication fork; nucleus; site of double-strand break
Molecular function (GO): DNA-directed DNA polymerase activity; damaged DNA binding
Source: RefSeq, a predicted model, not a curated record
CGCAGCUCACCACCGUCCGAGGGAGCAAGGCCGAGUUAGCGUCAGGGUUGAAACGCCCUGCACCACCCUCGGGCUAUCGAACGAGUUUCUUGAAGUCGAGGACCUCUCGAGUGGACACUCGAGCGUGCUGGAAGUGGAAACUGGGCACCAGAGACGGAGUAAAAAAUAACUAUAGAGCUUUUCAUGGAAGGGAAAAGGGCGUGAGAGCGGCGCAGCAGUAAAGGGGCAACAAAUUCUCGAGCAAAAACCUCCUUGGCGGCGAACCGCGAAGUCGCGAACUCGAACUGCUCGAACAUCUGUCAAGUCAAACGACAACAUUUCGCAAGGGCUAGGUUUACCAAAAUGUCUAGCAAUAUGAGAGAAAGAAUUGUGGCCCUGAUUGACAUGGACUGCUUUUACUGUCAGGUUGAGACAAGGAUCAACCCUGAGCUAAAGGGCAAACCUUUAGCUGUUGUCCAGUACAAUAAGUGGAGAGGCGGAGGAAUAAUUGCUGUUAAUUAUGAAGCACGAGCUUGCGGAGUGACCAGGUCAAUGAGAGGCGACGAGGCUAAAGCAAAGUGUCCAGAUAUUAAUCUUGUUCACGUUCCGUCUAUUAAUGAAAAGGCUGACAUUUCUAAAUAUCGUGAUGCUGGGAAAGAAGUGAUCAAUGUGAUAUGCCAGUUCAGCAGUGCUGUCCAGAGAGCUAGUGUGGACGAAGCGUUUCUGGAUUUGACUGAAGCAGUGGACAAGAGAAUGAAUGGAAACACUCAGGUUUCUGUGGAGCAUUUGAUGUCAACUCAUGUUGUUGGUUUUGAAUCAAAAUUAGAAGACAAAGAGCAAGGAAGGACGGAAUCUGUCAAAGAAUGGCUCAGCGCGGCUUCAUCUUCAAAUAAUGAGCACGACAAAAGACUAGUUGUUGCUUCCAAAAUGCUUGAAGAAAUGCGAGCAGCGAUUUUGAGUCAAACCGGGUUCACUUGCUCUGCUGGAAUUGCUCAUAAUAAGAUAUUGAGUAAAUUGAUUUGCGGCCUGCACAAGCCCAACCAGCAGACCGUUCUGCCCAUAUCCAGAAUUGCCUUCCUGUACGAAACUCUUCCCGUGAAAAAGGUUCGCCAUCUCGGAGGAAAACUUGGGGACGUUUUGGUUGAAAAACUCGGAAUCACUUAUAUGUGCGAGUUGGAAAAAUUCUCUGAGGCUGAAUUGUGCCAGAAGUUUGAACAAAAAAAUGGACAGUGGUUGUACAACAUUGCAAGAGGUAUCGACCAUGAGCAGGUUGAGUCCAGGCUCAUUCCCAAGUCCAUUGGGUGCUGCAAACGAUUUCCGGGGAAAACCUCCUUAAAGACGAAGCAAGAAAUCGAGCACUGGGUCAAUGAGCUUGCCAGUGAAGUGUCUCUGCGACUUGAAAAAGAUAAUGAAGAGAACUGUCGAAGGCCAAGAAAUUUGGUUGUCCAAUGGAGUGCUGAAAUUGGAGCCAGCAACUCAAAGACCGGAUUUUUGUCACACUAUGAUCAGGAGUCUAUAGCAAAGGACGCCAUGAUGCUCCUCAGCAAAUCAAUUGCAAUGGAUAAUAAUAAUUUGAAAGUUCCAUGUCAAUUUUUGGGCAUAAAUGUUGGAAGAUUCACUGAAGAACCAAACAAAGCCAAUUCAAUUGCCAAAUUUUUCAAAGCAUCGUCAAAGGAUAUACCUAUGAACAGACCUCAUGAACCUGCUGAAAGGCAGAAAAUCGGAGAACCAUCGCAGAAGUUGGAAGAAAAGAAGGGGAAAAUUUCGUCAUUUUUUCUUCAAUAUGCCAAAAAUAAGGACCAAAGCAAACCCCCAGAGAAAGUGAAGCCUGAACAAAAGACUGAAAAAAUUGAAGCAGUUGACGAAGACCCAGAAAUUGCCGAUGAGGAAGAAAUCAAUUCAUAUGUGUCGUCACAAGAUGCAAGUUCAGAAGCGUCGUGUCCGCAGUGUGGGGCAGCUGUUACCCUUCUAAAAAUGAGCGAACACUUAGACCACCACAUAGCACAAGAACUGCACAAGCAACUUAAUCAAGCCUCAGCCGUUCACACAGCGCAACCUUCAUCUUCGGUGGUAGCAGUAAAUGUAAACAAGAAAAGAAAGUACACAAAGUCAAAUAAUGAAAAUACCAACUCCAAAAAAACUAGAAGUAUUCAGUCAUUUUUUACUCAAAAGUAAAUCUAGGAGUAUAUUAUUCUCUUCAAAUGUGACCGAAAUUUUGUGAUUUAUAAUUUUUAAUUGCACUCGGGUUGCCUUUAAAAUAAAAUAAUUCUAUAGACUUAUAUUGUUCGUUUUUAUUGUCAUGCUGUAAUUUCCAAUCAAUAACAUACGAUUGGCAAGCUCCAGGUUUGCAGGCGGACAAUUCUAGGUUGCCUCUUGUUUUAUAGCCAUGUGUCUCGAGUUUUCUAUUAAAUAAUAAAAAGUCUGAAAGUAAACAUUUCUCAUAAAAUAUGAUGUCAAUGAUGGUUCCGGCCAUCAUUGAAAAUGUAUAUAUUUAUAAAUAUUCAACGUCAUUUUUUGCUUUUUUUUAUAAUCUCAUCAAUGAGAAUUAGAAAUAAAUAUCAUCGGCGGUUUUACAUGUUUUAAGUUAGUCAUACAUUCUUAAAAUAAAAGAAAAAAAUGGCUUUCUUGAAUGCGUUGCAAAGUGAAAAAUAAAAGAUUAUCAUUAUCCAUACUAAUUGUCGUUGCAUUGGAAUGUUUUGAUUCAGCCACAUCAAACAGAUCUCGUUACCCUUUCAAUGUAUCUGCUCUCUGAAAAAAUCUGAACUUGGUCCCUCAAAAAAGUAUAUAGUAUAUAUGCAUGGCUGGAAAACAAAUAUAGAGAGAUGCUGGAUGCCAAAAAGUGGUUCUUUGAUUUGUCAGAGAUGAAAAACGUUAAAUUCAAAGCAGAGAGAGGAAUGUGUCUUGCUGCGACGAGGGCGCGGAACUUCUACUUGGAGUGGACGAGGUUGAGGAACUCCUCGCGCGUUUUGGGGUCAUCUCUGAAGACGCCGAGCAUGGUGCUGGUCACCGUCUUGC